This is a messenger RNA of Cylicostephanus goldi, 1079 nucleotides long. NCBI's taxonomy places the organism in Eukaryota, Metazoa, Nematoda, Chromadorea, Rhabditida, Strongylidae. The record is from the annotation of a GenBank genome assembly.
GAUCAAAUUGAUCUACCUGGAGGCCCUACGGGGAGAUUCGCCUAUACUAGGAGAGAGCCGCUUGGAGUUGUUGGUUGUAUCGGGGCAUGGAAUUAUCCUCUUCAAACCUGCGUGUGGAAGGUAGCCCCUGCCUUGGCUGCUGGCAAUGCUGUAGUCUAUAAACCUUCCCCGUUCGCACCUGCUUCACCAGUGCUCCUGGGCGAAAUUCUUGCUGCCGCAGGAAUCCCUGAGGGUGUUUAUAAUGUAGUACAGGGAGAGGCCGAGACUGGCAAACUUCUAUGUCUUCAUCCACUUAUCCGCAAGCUUUCUUUCACUGGAUCAGUCGCUGGAGGAAUGGGCGUUCAGCGCCAAGCAGCAACUGAUAAUGUGAAACCAGUGACGCUUGAGUUGGGAGGAAAAUCUGAACUGAUUAUCUUUGAUGAUACGGAUAUCAAAAGCGCUGUAGCGGGGACUAUGUUGGCCAAUUUUCUCAAUCAAGGCCAAGUAUGCACAAACGCCACACGUGUCUUCGUUCAAAGAGGCAUCCUUGAAGCUUUUACAGCUGAACUAGAAUGCGACGAAAAACUCAAAGUUGGCGACCCACUGAAAGAAGAUACGAGAGUUGGCGCUAACAUCAAUGAGCUUCAUCUGAACAAGAUUUUGGACUUCAUUGAGAGCGCCAAACAAGAGGGUGGACAAGUUCUGCGAGGUGGAAAACGAGUUCAUCCUGAUGGCGUUGAAAAUGGUUUCUAUCUCGAGCCGGCUGUGAUCCUUGGAUUGAAAAUUUUUGGUGCAGUUUGUCUGCUGCUUCCGUUUGACACAGAAGAGGAAGUGCUACAAAGGGCGAAUGAGACUGAAUAUGGUUUAGCAGCUGGUGUUUUUUCGAAGAAUUUAGCGCGAUGCCACCGAAUCGCUGCUAGACUACAGGCUGGAACUGUUUUCAUCAACACUUAUAACGACACAGAGGUGAAUGUGCCCUUCGGUGGCUAUAAAAAUUCUGGACAUGGUCGUGAGAACUGUCUGGACACACUUCGAGCUUACAGUCAGAUCAAAGCCAUCUACGUCAAUAUUCAAGACACAACAGAACACUGCUUCUAACA